GUCCUCCGAGCUCCAGGCUUCUCCCUGAGAAAUGGGUUGGGCUCGUGCAGGGGUAGGGGUAGGAUUCAGUUCUCCCGGGGUGACCAGGCUGGGGCAUGGGUUCCGCUGGGGAGGAAGGAGUCCUUAUGGACUCAGCCCCCUAAGCAUGUGCACGCGCGGAGGCGCCGCCAGCCAGCCCGCCUGAGUCCCUGGGGGACAUUGAGGCAGCAGGGGUGCUCUGAGAGCAGUCAGUGUGCUGAAAAUAAUUAAUGAUAGCGUCACCAUUGAUUCGACUGAGCGCUCACUGUGUGUUCCACCCUGUGGUAGAUCCUUUGUUCGUAUUUAUUCAGUCCUCUCAGCAACCCAAGAGGUAAGAGCUAUCAUUAUGCCCAUUUUCCAGAUGGGAAAACCAAGGCAUUAGAAGUUAGCUAGCUUGUGUUAGUAAAAAAAUCACAGAUGGUAAGCAGUGGAAGAUUUAAGCCUCAGAGCUGGUCUCCCAGCCUCUGCCUUUUUCAGAUCCUCCAGUCUGCUUCCCUCAGCGCCUACUGGCUGGUACCUCUGGGGUAUUGCUUUUUUUACUCCUUGACCUUGAGCGAACUGUGGGGAGGAAGUGCAAAACGUGGACUUCCUGUUGGCACAAGUUGGUCUCUUUUUCCUCCCCUCAUCCCCUCUUCGUUUUCGCAGGCAGCAGCGGCUCCACUGUUGUAUAGACAUUCUGCACCCGGAACUGAUAGCUGAGUCCUGAGGUUUUAUGAUACAGAAGAACUUUCAUCCCAGCACAUGAUUUUGGAAUUACAGUUUGUGACAUGGAUGAAUCUGCACUGACCCUUGGUACAAUAGAUGUUUCUUAUCUGCCAAAUUCAUCAGAAUACAGUGUUGGUCGAUGCAAGCACACAAGUGAGGAAUGGGGUGAGUGUGGUUUUAGACCUACCGUCUUCAGAUCUGCAACUUUAAAAUGGAAAGAAAGCCUAAUGAGUCGGAAAAGGCCAUUUGUUGGAAGAUGUUGUUACUCCUGCACUCCCCAGAGCUGGGACAAAUUUUUCAACCCCAGUAUCCCGUCUUUGGGUUUGCGGAAUGUUAUUUAUAUCAAUGAAACUCACACAAGACACCGGGGAUGGCUUGCAAGAUGCCUUUCUUAUGUUCUUUUUAUUCAAGAGCGAGAUGUGCAUAAGGGCAUGUUUGCCACCAACGUGACUGAAAAUGUGCUGAACAGCAGUAGAGUACAAGAGGCAAUUGCAGAAGUGGCUGCUGAAUUAAACCCUGAUGGUUCUGUCCAGCAACAAUCAAAAGCCCUUAACAAAGUGAAAAAGAAGGCAAGAAGGAUUCUUCAAGAAAUGGUGGCCACUGUCUCACCAACAAUGAUCAGACUGACUGGGUGGGUGCUGUUAAAACUGUUCAACAGCUUCUUUUGGAACAUUCAGAUUCACAAAGGUCAACUUGAGAUGGUCAAAGCUGCAACUGAGACGAAUUUGCCGCUUAUAUUUCUACCAGUUCAUAGAUCCCAUAUUGACUAUCUGCUGCUCACUUUCAUUCUCUUCUGCCAUAACAUCAAAGCACCAUACAUUGCUUCAGGCAAUAAUCUCAACAUCCCAAUCUUCAGUACCUUGAUCCAUAAGCUUGGGGGCUUCUUCAUACGACGAAGGCUCGAUGAAACACCAGAUGGGCGGAAAGAUGUUCUCUAUAGAGCUUUGCUCCAUGGGCAUAUCGUUGAAUUACUUCGACAGCAGCAGUUCUUGGAGAUAUUCCUGGAAGGCACACGUUCUAGGAGUGGAAAAACCUCCUGUGCUCGGGCAGGACUUUUGUCAGUUGUGGUAGAUACUCUGUCUACCAAUGUCAUCCCAGACCUCUUGGUAAUACCUGUUGGAAUCUCCUAUGAUCGUAUUAUUGAAGGUCACUACAAUGGUGAACAACUGGGCAAACCUAAGAAGAAUGAGAGCCUGUGGAGUGUAGCAAGAGGUGUUAUUAGAAUGUUACGAAAAAACUAUGGUUGUGUCCGAGUGGACUUUGCACAGCCAUUUUCCUUAAAGGAAUAUUUAGAAAGCCAAAGUCAGAAACCUGCAUCUGCUCCACUUUCUCUGGAGCAAGCAUUGUUACCAGCUAUACUUCCUUCAAGACCCAGUGAUGCUGCUGAUGAAGGUAGAGACACGCCCAUUAAUGAGUCCAGAAAUGCAACAGAUGAAUCCCUACGAAGGAGGUUGAUUGCAAAUCUGGCUGAGCAUAUUCUAUUCACUGCUAGCAAGUCCUGUGCCAUUAUGUCCACACACAUUGUGGCUUGCCUGCUCCUCUACAGACACAGGCAGGGAAUCGAUCUCUCCACGUUGGUGGAAGACUUCUUUGUGAUGAAAGAGGAAGUCCUGGCUCGUGAUUUUGACCUGGGGUUCUCAGGAAAUUCAGAAGAUGUAGUAAUGCAUGCCAUACAGCUGCUGGGAAAUUGUGUCACAAUCACCCACACUAGCAGGAAUGAUGAGUUUUUUAUCACCCCCAGCACAACUGUCCCAUCAGUCUUUGAACUCAACUUCUACAGCAAUGGGGUACUUCAUGUCUUUAUCAUGGAGGCCAUCAUAGCUUGCAGCCUUUAUGCAGUUCAGAACAAGAGGGGAUUGGGGGGGCCCGCCGGCACCCCACCUAACCUGAUCAGCCAGGAGCAGCUGGUUCGGAAGGCGGCCAGCCUGUGCUACCUUCUCUCCAAUGAAGGCACUAUCUCGCUGCCUUGCCAGACAUUUUACCAAGUUUGCCAUGAAACAGUAGGAAAGUUUAUCCAGUAUGGCAUUCUUACAGUGGCGGAGCAAGAUGACCAGGAAGAUAUCAGUCCUAGUCUUGCUGAGCAACAGUGGGACAAGAAGCUUCCCGAACCUUUGUCUUGGAGAAGUGACGAAGAAGAUGAAGACAGUGACUUUGGGGAGGAACAGCGAGAUUGCUACCUGAAGGUGAGCCAAUCCAAGGAGCACCAGCAGUUUAUCACCUUCUUACAGAGGCUCCUUGGGCCUUUGCUGGAGGCCUACAGCUCUGCUGCCAUCUUUGUUCACAACUUCAGCGGUCCUGUUCCGGAACCUGAAUAUCUGCAAAAGUUGCACAAAUACCUAAUAACCAGAACAGAAAGAAAUGUUGCAGUAUAUGCUGAGAGUGCCACAUAUUGUCUGGUGAAGAAUGCUGUGAAAAUAUUUAAGGAUAUUGGGGUUUUCAAGGAGACCAAACAAAAGAGAGUGUCUGUUUUAGAACUGAGCAGCACUUUUCUACCUCAAUGCAACCGGCAAAAACUUCUAGAAUAUAUUCUGAGUUUUGUGGUGCUGUAGGUAACAUGUGGCACUGCUGGCAAGUGAAGGUCAUAAGAUGAGUCCCUUGUAGGUACCAGCUUCUGGCUUGAGAGUUGAAGGUGCCGUCACAAGGUCAGGCCUGCCCUGUCCCGAAGUGACCUCCUGGAAGACAAGUGCCUUCUCCCUCCAUGGUUCUGUGAUCUUCCCAGCUCUACGUCGACACAGAAGCCUAGAGAUAACACCUGGAGGGACCUCAGCCUCUAUUCACAACUCAUAAUCAGUAGACUACAAGAUGAAAUCUCAAUAAAUUAUUUUGGAGUUUAUUAAAGACUUACAUUUUAAGUCCAGCUUUUAAGGACUAAUUACUGUGAUGGACACAGACAUGUAGCUGUGUUCUAGAACUGAAUCUUGUAUGGUAUACUUAAUGCUGUCGGGUAAUUUGUUGGUAUAUUUUCUGGCUAAUGGUGAAUGCUCUCUUUAAAAAUAAUUUAGUCAUCCAUUCACUCUUUCUCAGUUUUGUCUUUGUCAAUAGUAGCUACGUUUUUAAUGGGAGCACCUUUUAUCCUAAAGUGCUUUAUAAAUGAAUGGACUGAUACAUAUCAUACCCAGGUAUCACUGUGUUGUCCUUUGCGGUCAGAUUUAGAAAAUGUUUUUAAGAGCUAUGUGAAAACAGACCAUAUUAGUUUAGGUCAGGAACUGAGAUAUUGUAAUCAAAUAGCUGACAUGAGGAAGUUAAUUUAGCUGGCAAAAUUCUAGGUAAACUUGGCCAGAAAAACUGGUGUUGAAAGCUUUUGCUCCUAUAAAAAAGUGCCAUUGAGUUUUAAAUGACCAGCAAGUAUUUAGAACCCUUCUGUUUUAUGUCUGUACCCCGUCCCAGCCCUCAGGUAACACCUGCCUCUCACAGGUACAGCUGUUUCUUGGAAGUCCACCAACCAAAUAGCAACUUUCCUAACUUGAUUAGCUUGAGCUGACAGACUCUGUUAGAAUACAGUGCUCUGGCUACAGACCACUGAUGAGGGCUUCUGUGCUGCACACAGAUUGUGCACUGCACCCCAGUCCAGGUGACUAGUGCCCACCCCAGUUGUGCAGGGCACCACCUGUCCAGUUUAUGUAUGUGGUGGCCCUACUGACUGGUAAUGGUUAGAGGCAUUUAUGGAUUUUUAGCUUUGAGGAAAAACCAUGGCUUUUAACAAAUUUUUAUGGGUUAUAUGCCUAAACCCUUGUGCCACAUAGUGGUAAAUAAUUAUAAAAAAUGAUCUGUUCAUAAUAGGUAGGUGCCUUUUGUGAGCAGGGAGCAUAAUUAUUAGUUUAUUAUGGUAAUUAUGGUGAUUUCUUAAAGAUCAUGCAAUGUUAAAAUAUUUUCUAACAGUUUACUGUUGCUUAUCUUUAAGAUAUUAUGGAAUUAAGAAUUUUUUUAGAUGAGUGUUACACAGAUUCUUUGAAUUUAGUAUAAAAGUACUGAGAAUUAAGUUUGUAACCUCCGUAAGCUUGGAUUUUAAACACUAAUAGUAUCUCAUAAAUAACGUGUAUUUUGGGAGAGGGAUGGAUGCUGAUUGAUAUUUCACAUUGUAUGAAAUAUCAUGUUUGAAAUUCAUAGCAAUAAUGCUAUGCUGCUGUGAUCCCUCUCAAGUUCUGCAUUUAAAAUAUAUUUUUUCUUUAUAGGAAUUCAUGUACCAUUAAGUCAUUGUCAGUUGUAGUAGCUUUGAUGUUAAAUAAGAUAUCACAUUUUAGCAUUCCAUUUUACUGAGUAGGGUAGAAGAACACGUCUUUUUCUUGGCUACUUUGGAGGAAUCUCAGGGAGUCUUGUGUAUUCCCUUGGGUGUUCCCCUUAUCAGGGGAAAUCAAACAUUUCACUGGUCUCUUUUUUUCAUCCUUUAAAUUGUAGAUUAAGGAUUACUCAAGCUCACCAUUAGUCAAGGUUGGGACUCAGUUCCCAGUGGACACUCUGCCCUGCCUGUCACUGCUACAAAGAGCUGCUGCUUUGCCAGCCUGAGCAGAGAAAAUAUGGCUUCUCUUGCGUUAUUUUCCCUUUUGGUUGGUUUUGUUUUCUAGAAGUUCGAUCAGAUGCUUUGGGGAAUGCAAUGUAUGAGUUGCUAGCUCUCACCACUUAACUCACUGUGAGGAUAAAUAUGCAUGCUUUUUGUAAUUAACUGGUGCUUUGAAAAUCUUUUUUAAGGGAGAAAAAUCUCAACCAAAGUUAGGCUCAUCCAGACAAGCUGACCUUUGAGUUAAUUUCAGCACAACUCAUUCUUCAGUGCCUCAUGACUGAAAAAAAAAAAAAAAAAAAAAAAAAGCUAGAAAAGCAUCUUCACAAUAAAGCUUCCAGAAUGCACCAUUUUGCUAAAAGAUACAUUCUCAUUGUUUUCCAACAGCAAUGGCUUCCACAUAAGGUUAAACAAACUAGGUGCUUGUAAAUAAUUUAUUACAGUUUACUUUAUUGCAUUUCUAUAACAUGAAAUGCAUGCCCUUCAGGGGAAGACUGUGAGUCAAGUUAAAAACACACACACACACACACACACACACACACAAUAUUAAGCAAUAUGAAACUACUCUGUUUUUAAAAAUGAGAAUGUCCUAAGUGAUUCAGAAGAGAGGAAGGAAUUUUUGCACUCUUAAAAUUACAUGAAAAACAAAGGCAAAAACCAGUGUGAAGUAUGUAGAACUGCUAACUGAGAAGGCAUCAAGCCUUCCUUCUGAGAUCUGUUAAUUCUCACAAAGUCAUGAGGGUAAGUGGAGAAAAUAUUUCUGGGAUUACAAUGAAUGUAAGCUCAGAUUGUGGAAUUUUCAGUAACCUGGAUGGGGAAAAGCAUCUCCCAUAGUGCUCCAUGUAAUGUGAGUGUUCUGUGAGAUGUUCAUCAGUGUGUUACAGAAAUGGUGUUGCUGGGAAACUAAGUUUGCACAUGGAAACUUACAAUGCACUUUAGCACAGUAAGGGCUUGACAUCCAGCAGUGAAAACUGUUUAACUCAGCAUUGCCCAAACUGUUUUGACACCAGGACAUUUUUCUCCUUUGGGAUACCUAUGAACCUCUCAUUAAUGUCCUGUGGAGAACAUUUUGGGAAACACUAUGUUAGAUAGUUCUUUAAGGAGACAACACGGUAAUGAACAGAUGGCACUGGGGCAGAAUUUGCAUGCAUUUUGUAACAUCCAGUGUUGCAUUGAAUAGGUAUGUAUUUCCUCCCUAGAGAAAAUAAGCACAGAAAAUUAUAACGUAGGUGAUUGGAGUUCUUUCCUUUGAUAGAACAGCCCCAGCGAUCCUGGCCUUUUCACUGAAAGUAUCAGAAUACAUGGAUGAAUUGGGGUAAAUAAGGUUUUAAUUCAGAUCUAGAAGAAAGUAUUGUACAAUGGAAUGCAGAUUUUUAUCGACAGGUAGUUGUAGUGUUUAGACAUGACAGGACCUAUUGUUGAGGUUUAUAAGACUUACUAUGGGCUGUAAACCCGUUUUUUAAAACUUCUUAGAAACUUGAGACUUGCCAUCUGGCAUUUUAGUUUAAUACAAACUAAUGAUUGCAUUUGAAAGAGAUUCUUGACCUUAUUUUUAAACAUCUAAGGCUCUGAAAUGUUUUGAUGGAAGGUAUUAAACUAUUUGCCUGUGUACAAAGAAAUGUUAAGAUUGUUGUAAAAAGAAUUACUGUAAGGUACUGUGAAAUACUGCGUGAUUUUGUGAGUGAAACAUACUUGGAAAUGCAGAUUGAUUUUUAUGCUUGUUAAUGUAUUGCAAGAAACACACAAAAUGUAGAUUUGUUUUAAUAAACCAAAAAAUUAACAUAU
Molecule: messenger RNA, 7003 nt
Organism: Sapajus apella (tufted capuchin)
Lineage: Eukaryota; Metazoa; Chordata; Mammalia; Primates; Cebidae
Gene: GPAM
Product: glycerol-3-phosphate acyltransferase, mitochondrial
Exons: 21
Coding region: 786-3272 (828 amino acids)
Biological process (GO): phospholipid biosynthetic process
Cellular component (GO): mitochondrial membrane; plasma membrane
Molecular function (GO): glycerol-3-phosphate O-acyltransferase activity
Source: RefSeq, a predicted model, not a curated record